Tachysurus fulvidraco (yellow catfish) is the source of this 1523-nucleotide messenger RNA. RefSeq names its product interferon-induced protein 44-like. The transcript has 8 exons. The record is from RefSeq and is a predicted model, not a curated record. The coding region runs from base 41 to 910 and encodes 289 amino acids. Lineage: Eukaryota; Metazoa; Chordata; Actinopteri; Siluriformes; Bagridae.
AGCAUCUCAGCACAACACUCCAAGGAUUGUGUAACAGAGAAUGGGAUCCAGUAAUUCCACUCCGACUCAACAUCCUCCCUCACGAGAAUUCCAGAGGCCUUGGAGACCAACAGAUUGGAGUGAAAAAGAUGAACUACUGCGUUAUGUGAAUGAAUUCAAACCCAGCUGUGAGGUCCUGAGGAUCAUGUUGUAUGGACCGGUUGGUGCUGGGAAAUCAUCCUUCAUCAACUCGGUCCAGAGAAUCAUAUUAGGCCGCAAUGCCAUGAGCGCUCUGGAAAACUCCUCACGUCAAGGAACAAGCUUCACAAAAAAUUUUACCAUUCACACGCUGAAGAAGGGCAGAGGUGAGCAUUAUCAUCUAGAGAUUGUGGACAUCAUGGGGAUUGAACCGUUAGAAGGAAUCAAAUGUGCCGACAUCAUCAGUGCUUUAGAGGGACAUAUUUUAGAUGAGUACACGUUUAAUCCUGUGAAAGCCAUAUCUAAUGUUGACCCAAAAUACAACAAGGACCCAACUUUGAGUGAUAAAGUUCACUGUCUGGUGUGUGUUCUGCCUGCGGACUCAGUCUCAAGAAUGGAAGAUGAUGUCUUUCAAAAAAUGAAGCGUGUUAGAGCUCAUGCUAGCCUGCUUGGAAUCCCUCAAGUUAUUGUCAUGACCCAAGCGGAUAAAGCGUGUGAGCUGGUUAACCAGGAUUUAAAGAAAAUCUACUACAGCAGGAAGAUCAAAGACAAGGUAGCGGAGUGCAGUGAUAAUGUGGGCAUCCCACCAAACGCCAUCUACCCUGUAAAGAAUUGCGCUGAAUCCAUCACCCAAGAACCAGACACUGAUGUGCUCAUCCUCACGGCACUCAGAGAUAUUUUACAUUUUGCCAAUGAUUAUGUGGAACGAGAGAUGAAAAAAGAAGAGUCAUGAGAGAUAUACAAAUAAAGUAAGAUGUUGAAUAAUCUUCAAGAAUUUAUAGCUUAGCGUAGAAAAUAGUCAGUAAUAAUAAAAAUGCAUUGAUAUUAAAAGUAUAGUAGACAGAGCCCAGUAGAAGUGCCCAAUACAGGGUUCUUCAGAAAAAAUUAAGUCUAGAGAACCAUCGCUUACCUAUAAAACUAAGGAAAAUGUCGUUUCAGUAAGAGACAAUGUUAAAAGAUAGCUGAUAUAAGAAUAAGAAAAGUUGAAGGAAUAGUUGUCAUUUUCAUAAUAAUCACUAAACAUUUGGUUUCAUUUAACAAUAUGGCCUCAAUACUUCCUUUUUAUCGCCACAAUUUUGUGUUACAAUGAAAUUUCAUUAAGCUGCAACUUAAUUCAAAAUAAUUGCUGUUGUUCUGUCUAAAUGUUGCAAUUUGUGCUGAGCUGUGAGCAAAAUUCAAGUAGACUCUCACUUCAUCUUUUAAAAAACAGGGCCACCAUCUCUCUUUCACUUCAUUGGUAAAAUAAGAGAUAAGAGACACUGCCGCAAACAGCCGUCCAAACGUUUCAAUUGUGUACCGCAACAGCUAUAUAUGGUUAAAAUGACAAUAAAAGCUUCUUGACUUGA